AUGUGUGACUUCUCGAAAUACGGUAUUCCCAGCGAGGAGUGGCUACGUGUGGAAGCCACUUUGCCAGCCGCAAAAGAUCAAAGCUUGGCUGAGCUCAAGAUAGCUGCCAAUGAAGGCAGAGAAGCCGUGGCGCGAAAGGCGAUGCCAGAGUUUUCCAACCAAAUUAUUAGCGAAGAUCACUCAAUUCCAGCCCGCGAUGGCUACAAAUUAGAGGCGAGAAGUUAUCGUCCGAUCUCAGCAUCUCCCACUAAGAAGCUACCCAUUUACAUGCACUUUCAUGGUGGUGGCUUUCUGUUCGGUACUUUGAACUCGGAGGAUGCAAUCUGCUCUCGGCUUGCCGUCAACACAAAUGUUGUUGUUGUCAACGUCAACUACCGCCAUACUCCCGAAUACACAUAUCCAGCCGCCUGGAACGAUGCCGAAGAUUCCUUCCUUUGGGUCUGUGAGAACAUUGUUCUCUUGAAUGGUGGUCUGGACAGAAUCAUCGUCGGUGGAAUAUCGGCUGGUGCAUGGCUCGCCGCUUCUCUUACACUGGCAGUAUCGAGGUCGGAGCUCCCAGUCUCGCCGGUACUAGGAAUCUGUGGCCAGGUAUUGAUGAUCCCUGCUCUGGUAUACACCCAGUGUUAUGGCUCGCAAUUGCAUCAAAUCAAAGAGCCUAGACUCUCAUCAUAUUCUCAAAAUGAAAACGCGCCGAUCCUGAAUAUGCGACGGAAGCAGAUGUUUAACAGUCUGUUAAAGGUGGAAAAUCCAGAUCCCACCGACAAGCGGCUGAAUCCUGGGCUUCUAUCGUCUGACGAUGCGAAAAGGUUGCCGCCGACAACACUUGGGAUUGCGGGCUACGAUCCCCUAAGGGACGAAGGCUUGCUAUAUGGCAAGGUUUUGGCUGAAAACGAUGUACCGACCAAUAUCAAUGUCUUCAAGGGUGUACCCCAUGGAUUCCGACGAUUCGGGGACAAACUGUCGGUCUGCAAGCAAUGGGAUCAUACCAUGGAAGACGGAGUUCGAUGGGCUUUGACAAAGCCUGCUGCCUCAAAAGAGUUCAUCAUCCAGGAACAUUAA
Penicillium griseofulvum is the source of this 1059-nucleotide messenger RNA. RefSeq names its product alpha/beta hydrolase. Gene Ontology annotation, molecular function: hydrolase activity. NCBI's taxonomy places the organism in Eukaryota, Fungi, Ascomycota, Eurotiomycetes, Eurotiales, Aspergillaceae. Bases 1 to 1059 code for a protein of 352 amino acids. The record is from RefSeq and is a predicted model, not a curated record. The transcript has 2 exons.